AUGGAUCCAAGAAUACCAACAGCAUAAAAAACAGGUAUGAGACCAUUAGGUACUGCUAUGAAACCUGGUACAGCUAUGAGAGGUGAAUUCGGCUUCAAUGCUGGCUAAGCUGCCAACUUAAAAAUUGUUGAUAGACCUGUCACCAAAGGUGGUAUGAUGGGUAUUAGCACAAAACCCUAAACACAAGGUAGAGCAAUCUAAGACAGGGGCUACUUUAUGACUCUAUUGAGAAAUAAAAUAUCAGAAAUCCAAAAUGAAAUUAAAGUCUUCAAGGAUAAAAUUGAAUAAAUUUAGCAAGAUAACACUACUUAUAACAGUUUGCAAAAAAGAUUUGAUGAUUUGAUCAAGGAAGUUAGAAAUUUAGAAGGUUAACUUGCUGAUUAUAAUCUUGCUUCUGAUAAGCAAAGAAGCAAAACUCGUCCAGAAGAAAUACAUAACAUGUAUUAGCAUAUUAAAUUACAAAACUAACGUAAGGCUGAUUAAUUAGAUGAGAUUUUCUUGGAGCGUAAGAGACAAGAAGAGGAAAUUUAAAAAUUAGAAAUGAGAAUCCAUGAAAUUAAUCAGUAAGCAGAAUAAAAGAUCACCGAAUUAGAUCCAGAACAAAGAUAAGAAUAUGAAAAUCUGCUCUAAGAAAACAGAUAAUUAAAUAAUGAUAUUAAUCUUUAAAGAAAUGAGUUAGAAGAAAUCAAUAUAAAGCUCUAAUAAACUGAAUCUAGAUUAAAUAUUGAUUCUUAAAAAUUGAAGGGUAAAUAUCUUAAGGAAUAAAUUAUAGAGCUCGAAAGAAAAAGAGAAGAUUUAGAGCUUUAACUCAAUGAAGCUAAUUUAAGUUUCCCUGAAGCCAGAGAUAAGUUAAAGGCUAGAGUUGCAGAAGAUAAUGCUUUACUAGCUCAAACUGAAAAGAGAACCAAAGAAAUUUAGAAAAACAUUGACAAUUACGAAAAGAGAAUUAGAGAAAUCAAUGCUGAAUUAAAUGGAGGAGCCGAAAGAGAAGCUUAGAAAUAGAAAUAUGAAAUUAUUUACUAAAAGGACAAAGAAAUGAAUGAUUUUAUUUAGAAUUACUAACAAUUUAGAGAAAGAGAAAUUGAGCAAAUCAAUUCUAUUGAAUAAAAUAUUAUUACUCUACUUGAAAAUUCAUCUAAAAUUCUUUCAUUAACUGGUAACCUACCCAGUUAAGCUGAUUAUACUUAAAUAAUUGGAAACUUUAAGUUUUAAGAAGGAAUGAAAGAAAAUUCAGAAAACACUCUUGUUAUGAUUGAAAAACAAGUUGAAACCCUCAAAGAAAGUCUGAAAUAAUUAGAAACUCUUGAAGAAAAAUUAGCCUAAAAAAAAGAAAAGCAAGUUAAGCUUUUAGAGUAAUGGAAUACUGAUAUUGAUACCAAAUAUAAUAGAAUAGAUCAAUUCAAGAGAGAAUUUGAAUAAAAAGAAAAGAGACUUCUUAAAGAUAGAGAAGAAUUAAAUGGAUUUAAAAAUUAAAUUUCAGAACAACUUAAAAACGUUACAUAUGACUACAACUUGAAAGAAAAGAAGCUUAAUAUGCAUGAAUCUUAUCCUAGUUAUACUGAGGCAGAGAAAAAGUUCUCAAAUUGUGAGAAUCAAGUAAAUAAUCUUAGAAAUUUCAUUAUUACCAAAACUAAAGAUAUGGACUACGAAAAUAUCAAAGAAGAAUGCAAAAAAUUAGUUGAUGAUAUUAACAGAGCAAUAUUAAAAAAUUGA
Tetrahymena thermophila SB210 is the source of this 1713-nucleotide messenger RNA. Its product is annotated as intraflagellar transporter-like protein, putative. Lineage: Eukaryota; Ciliophora; Oligohymenophorea; Hymenostomatida; Tetrahymenidae. The record is from RefSeq and is a predicted model, not a curated record. Gene Ontology annotation, cellular component: intraciliary transport particle B; centrosome; cilium. Gene Ontology annotation, biological process: intraciliary transport involved in cilium assembly; cilium assembly. Gene Ontology annotation, molecular function: beta-tubulin binding. The transcript is spliced from 9 exons.